UAAUUCAAACAUAACCAAAAAAACCAUUGAAGUCAAUCAAAGCCGAAUGUUUUUAUUCCUAUGUCGAAUAUUGGUGCUUCGACCGCAAGCCAAUCAAAUGAACUCCCUGGAUCUCCGGAUUUAUCCAAAGGAGACCUCAGGAUCAACAUCCCCGAAGAAACCAAACCUGUCAAAUCAAAACAAAUCGAUAUUUUGCAAGCAGACCGAUACACCCCGGGGCGAAAUGACGUCUAUGUUUCCGAUCAGCCGCCUCCCCCAUACCAUACGAGAGAAGCACCUCCGGCAUACGAAAGUUCAUCCUCGUCCUCAUCAUCUCGCAAUCGUCGAGUAAUCGUCAUGAGUGACGAUUUCGAGGAUCCUAUUCAUCCGGGCAACAGUUGGAUGUUCGAGGAGCCGAAUCUACGAUUUAAGUUCGUAAGAAAAGUGAUGGCGAUCGUGGCGGUCCAGUUCGCCAUCGUUUGCUCCAUCGUCGCCUUCGCCAUGUUCCACGAACCCACCAAGAGGUUCAUGUUGCGUACCUGGUGGCUCUCCCUGGUCUUCUUAAUUGUCUUCAUCGUCACAUUGUUCAUUUUGUCAUGUUUUCCAUCGACAAGGAGAAAAGUUCCUGGAAACUAUAUCCUACUGCUAAUAUAUACCUUGAGUUUGGGUUACAUAUGUGCUGCCGGCAGCAUUAUGUACUCUACCAACGCCAUUUUAAUUGCCAUGGGAGCCACUUUCGGAAUCUGCCUCUUGGUGGUGCUGCUGGCGUUCCAGUCCUGGCUGGACAUCACCAAGUUGACCCCCAUCAUGAUUAUCAUCGUUCUGAUUUUCAUGUUGUUCGGUUUCAUAUUUGGAAUUUUGUAUGCGGUUACCGGAAAUGUGAUUUACGACCUCAUAUGGGCCGGACUGGCGGUCAUCUUCUUCACGGUGAUGUUACUGUACGACUUGCAAAUGAUCUUAGGAGGGAAGAAGUACGAGAUUUCACCGGAGGAGUACAUUUUUGGCGCACUAACGGUGUUUACUGAUAUCAUGUUCAUUUUUAUGAAUUUACUUACUUUGAUAGGUCGAACUCAGUAAGUGUAUUUGUAGAAUUGCUUAAUAAAUAUACUUUUGUUAGAUCUUCUCUUCCUCAAACCUCUGCUGCACCUGUCACAGCUUACGAUCCUUUCAAGUUAUUCAAUUAAUAUAGACCUUCGCAACCUUCCGAACACAUAUAUAUAGAGUCGAAUGCCGCACUGCAGCAAUAUAUCUAAACAACGAGCGAUAUACCUGCCUUUUCCCAGAACAUCUGGAAAUAAAGUUACGUCAAAUUUAUCCCCGGAGACCCGGUUAUAAAUAAAAUAAGCAGUGGGAAAUCAUCUGGGGACGUGAAAAGUUCCCGAUUUCCCUUGGCCGGGAUGAAGGGACGUUAUAAACAGGGACCGGGAUUUUCGAAACCGGAAUCGACUUUAAAUUUCAAAAAUAUUAAUUAGCUGAGCAGGGGCGUGGUCUCAGCUGCCUGGAAAAAUGAAAGCAUAGGGAUAAAAUUUGCGCUAUAUACAGUUUCCUCCGCAUAAACUUUUAAAUUCGAGUCCGUCAUCUUAUUUAAUUAACUUUGUACGUCGCCAUACGACUUAUUUCUGUACAUCCGCCCGAUCCAUUUACUCGCAAAAUUAAUUUUCCCUGGAAAAUAGAUUUUCUUGAGCCGCGGCGCCCCCGUAAGCCGAUUAUCUAUUCCGGGCCGGGCAUUUUUCCCUGACCCCCUCAUACAAAACACGGGACCGGGCUUAUAAAUCACAACUCGCCUUAUAAUUGGAUUAGAGCCACUAUAUUUCGCAAAAUUCUAAUCUGGAUGUGGAAAUAUGAAGUCCGGAAUGGCCUCCCAUCAUCUCCAGAUUACCUUAUUAGGGUGUCACAUUGGAUUACGUACUGAACACAUACGACUGACACGUCAUAACAUGCCAUUCUGGCUUCAAACAGUUUAUUGGCGUCCACAUUAUGUCCGACAGUCCCAAAAAUUCCAAUGCAACCACCAACUUGUUAGCGAAUCAAGAAGAUGAACCCCACGAGGGUCCUUCGGCCGCCAGAAGUCAGCCUAACACGAUAGCUGUGGCGCGCAAGCAGUUUAACGAUGUAAUCCAAUUUCAAGAACCCAGCACCUCUAAGAGCUACUCCUUUAAAACGGAGAUCCGAAUUAAUAUCGUUGAGGAGCCUAGUCAACACUCUUUUAAUGAUGAAGACUCCACAUUGACCCUCUUCCGUGGGGAGACCUCCGAAGCUAAGAGAGAAGCUUUAUCAGAAGAAGAAAGCUUCAUGACCACCGAUACCUGCUUGAAAGAAAAAGGCACUGCCACUGUGGAAACUGUCUUGUUCAGUAGAAAUGAACGCACCCAACGAGCUGUAUUAAGGGGCCAAAGCGAAGCUCCACCGCCCUACACAAGCCUCCCUCCUCCGCCAUACAUGUUUCAUGAACCUCCCGCGCAGUCCCCUUACUACUCCCAUCCCACAAACACUCAAUACAAUCAAGAUCUGAUGGUCUACAAUGGAGUGUACCCAGAAAACGAAUGGAUGAUUAUCUCUGAAUAUCUCAGACGCUCCUUCACAAGAAAAGUGUUAUUCACGGUCGGCUUACAGCUCUCCAUGUCAACAGCCAUGGUGGCUUGCUCAAUGUUUCAUCCGACAAUGAAAUUCUUCGUUAACGAACAUAUUUGGAUGAGUGUGGUCUGUAUGGUGGGGUUUACAAGCACUCUACUUCUCCUCGGAUGUGUUCCGCCUUGCAGAAAGGUGUUUCCUUGGAACUAUUUCCUUCUACUAAUCCACACCUUUUCGCUAUCUUAUGCACUAGCUAUGGUAGCCGCAAGUUACCCUACAAACGCUGUACUUAUCGCCACCGCUGGAUUAUCUGGCAUAUCCUUCCUAAUGGCCUUGGCGGCUUUCCAGACGUUAUGCGAGGUGAUCAGCCCCUCGGUGAUCUCCUGUUUAGGGAUGAUUAUAUUGUUCGGGUUUGGAUUUGCCCUUUUGGUGAUGCAGGCGCUCAACAGAGUCAUCAUGUUUGAUCUGAUUUGGUCUGGACUGACUGUUCUGGUGUUGAGUGUUUUUCUGCUGCUGGAUCUACAGAUGCUGUUGAGAGGGAAACGACAUGAAUUUGCCCCGGACGAUUAUAUUUGUGCUACGGCGGUGAUUUUUACUGAUGUGCUAUUGAUUUUUGUGUAUUUUGGAGAGAUGAUUUGCAAGAGUAGGAGGAGGAGGAGCUAAAGAAUCAGAGGAUUGUGUGUGUGUGCGUGUGGCUUUAAUGAUUAAAAAACGUUUGAAUACUA
Molecule: messenger RNA, 3275 nt
Organism: Anthonomus grandis grandis
Lineage: Eukaryota; Metazoa; Arthropoda; Insecta; Coleoptera; Curculionidae
Product: protein lifeguard 1-like
Exons: 4
Coding region: 61-1056 (331 amino acids)
Biological process (GO): negative regulation of apoptotic signaling pathway
Cellular component (GO): Golgi apparatus; membrane; endoplasmic reticulum
Source: RefSeq, a predicted model, not a curated record